AUGGGUGAUCGUGUAUUCUUGAAGGUUUCGCCUACUGAAGGAAUCAUGGGAUUCGAUAAGAAAGGAAAGUUGACCUUGAGAUAUACUGGACCCUUCAAGAUCUUGGAGAGAGUUGGUGCAGUAGCUUAUAGAUUGGUACUACCCUUGGAUCUUUCCAGUAGUCAUUUGGUGUUUCAUGUGUUCAUGCUUCGUAAAUACAACCUCAACCCCUCUCACAUGAUUUGUUAUGAGGAAAUUCAUUUGGGUGAUGAUCUAUCAUAUGAGGAGGUACCAGUACAAAUCUUGGAUAUACAAGUAAAACAACUGCGCACCAAGGAUGUAGCUUUAGUGAAAGGCCUUUAA
This is a messenger RNA of Theobroma cacao (cacao), 342 nucleotides long. The record is from RefSeq and is a predicted model, not a curated record. Lineage: Eukaryota; Viridiplantae; Streptophyta; Magnoliopsida; Malvales; Malvaceae.